Messenger RNA from Ramularia collo-cygni, 1614 nucleotides. RefSeq lists its product as uncharacterized. The record is from RefSeq and is a predicted model, not a curated record. The coding region runs from base 1 to 1614 and encodes 537 amino acids. The transcript is spliced from 2 exons. Lineage: Eukaryota; Fungi; Ascomycota; Dothideomycetes; Mycosphaerellales; Mycosphaerellaceae.
AUGGCAGGCGCCUUGAAUCAGCGCGACAUCUCGCGCAAGGGACUCCUCAUCGUCUUCGCUUUCGUCUUCCGCAACGUCGGUCACGAAAUUCCCGCAGAGCUUGUGGGUCAGGUAUUCGAGUAUCUUCACCCGCCCAAGGUCAAUCAGUGGACCGCGUCAGUUCCCAGCACAUACCAGACUUCCCACCCGGCCCUGCAGCCGCCAAAGAAUGGCCGAUGCAUGAUCGAGGAGAUUCCCACCGAGAUGCGACGCAAGCUGCUCGGCUACUUCCUCCCCGACAAGGAUGUCAUCAUCCGUCCUCUCUGCAAGCAGCAUGCGCCGUGGAAGAGCCCGACGCGCAAGCCGCAGCACAACACGGUGAGCGAUCUCAUGCUAUUGAGCAAGAGAUUCAUGGAGGAUGUCACUGCCUGCGUCUACAGCGAGCGCUUCUUCGGCAUUCAUGUCCAUGAGGGCAUCUCCUCCGGCGGCAUCGAGUUCCUCGACACCGGUCGGCAGCCACUUCACUACAAGGCGAGCAUCUUCGACGACCGCUUCGAGCGCUUCAAUGAUGGUGAGUUCGGGUUCAACCGGCUGAAGAAGAUCGAAAUCACCAUUCACCCGUCGAUUGAGCAUGGACACCACAACGCCAUGACGACCUACUACAUCAAUCACGCUCUCGUGCGCAUGCUUGAGCGCAGCGGCGAGAAGGAUCGCAUUGUCUCCCUCACCAUCAACUUCGCAGAGUCGGCCCCUGGACGCGCACACGCCGGCCGCACUCGCCGGCAGAUUUUGCGCGGCGAGCACGCUUGGUGGAACCACGACUUGAAUGAACCUCGCUCGACCAGCAUCCAUGGCAUCACUGACGUCGAGCUUGCUCUGCGUCCAUUUGCCAUGCUUACCACCGUCCACGAUGUGCGUAUUUACCUUCCUACCAAAGUCAAGAAGCACGCCAAGACGGUCUCCUUCACGAGUGCGUUAGAGCAUAGCAUGAAGAGCAACACCGCUUUUGGUACACUUGGUCCGAACGACGAGCUGGAGCGCCAGGCUGAAGCGAUGAGAGAUGAGAUUGAGUCGUACAUCGUCCGCAAUAGAUACGGCAUGGGGUACGACCACAAGGAGGCCAAAGUCUCAAGACUGACGGAUCAAGAGUGUAACGAGGUGGAUGCAGAUUUUGAUGAUGAUGUCAUCUGCAAGGGAUCGAAGGAUUGGGAGGGCGACGAUGAGGUGGAGCCUACAGCCUUUACGGGCCCCGGCCGUACUCUCGGAGGGAGCAACAGGGCCAUGGCCACGAACACGGUCACCAUCAACACGAUGCAGUUUUCAAACAAGAAAGUCGAUGGUACUGUCAGCCGCCGUAUUGCUUCCGUGGACGAUAACGUCCAGGGCGACUCUACUCCAGCACCAAAGCGAUCCAUUCGCGCAGGCGUGUCUUCUCUCGGCGUCGACAGCCUUGGGAUUACCGACGAUGAGGAGAGCGCGAGCAAGACCCUCAAGCGCGAUUCCGAGGAUUCCCCUGGCGGUGUGCGUGUGCAGCCUGGAGGAGACGGUGGAUGCAGCGGAGAUGACUCUCUUGACCUCGCCGCUCUCCAUCGCGACCGCGAGGUGCGCAGAGCACGUGCUAGCAAGUGGGACUAG